This is a messenger RNA of Candidula unifasciata, 1335 nucleotides long. The record is from the annotation of a GenBank genome assembly. NCBI's taxonomy places the organism in Eukaryota, Metazoa, Mollusca, Gastropoda, Stylommatophora, Geomitridae.
AUGACUCGCUCCAGCACGCUGAACCGUCGUUUAAAGAACUUAGUGAUAAUCUGUAGCACUUUAAUAUUGAUUCUCAGCGUAGCACUUGUGUAUCGGGCUUUCACUUCACAAGUUUUCAUGCGUCCUCAUCGCCGUUCACUGUCGUCUAAUGAAGAUAAAAAAUCACAUAAACUACAUCCAAAACGGCCAAUUUCUUAUAGUGCUACAACCUUACAAGAUUUUAAGAAUGAUCUGAUGUUUGCUGAUUUAAUUCCGACGAAGUCUAAAAAGUUCAAAGAAAGCAUUUUCAUAAAAAGCGCUCAUAAAAAUAUAUUGUUAAAUUUCUUUGCGGACCUGCAUCCGACAAAUUGGGAAAAUGUAGCGGAGUCGGAUGACAUGGCUUUUGGGUUGAAAUAUCUUCUUAUAGAAUGUAACUUAGAAAGUAGGAUGAGUUGCAAGCAGAUUGACAGUUUAAGCAGGGAUGGUUAUGCAGAGAAGUCUCGGUCCAAGAUGGUGGAAUAUGUUCAUGAGAUGACGGAGCAGACAAGUGGUGUACACAAACAUAGAUAUGCUGUCAGAAGUUUGGUUAGAGAAAACAGCACAGCCUGUGCAGCACAAGUGAACAAUGCUGAUAAAUGUGCUACAAUGGAUGACUACAGGUUGCUGAAAGAAGUGUUGUUACUCACCACCCUGAGGCAUCCAGGAAUCAUCCACAUAAAGGGGUACUGCCUACGAGGCAAUCAAGUGUCAGACAAAUUGAGGGAGAAGGGAAUAAUCCUUGUAACAGAGAUUGGGAUCACUCUGACUGACGCAGUCUUAGAAAUGGCCUCUUGGUCCCAGAGAGUGUCUAUGGCGCUACAAGUGUCAAAACUGCUACUAUACUUAGACCGUACCAUCCUCGGAAGCUUGCGGUUUACCAAACUGAGCUUGAGCGACUUUGUAUUGGUCAGAGGGGCAUUGGUGAAGCUGGCCACUCUGGAUAACCUUGAACUUGGGAAUAUAUCAUGCACAGACAACUCUGAUUGUCAUCUUGUAGGUGCAAACAAGGGGCUCAGAUGCAGAAACAAAUAUUGUUCAGGUAUGAACUCUGCCAGCAACCUCCACAUGGCUACACAGAAGGUUCUCAAACUGCUACUGCAGAAGCCUCCAGGAUCAGCUGAAGUAGCCCUAGUGGAGAGGCUUGAUUCUUUCAAUAUCAGCACUAAAGAGCUGGUGGCGGAGUUGUUUAAUUUCUUCAGACACAAUCCACCUGAAGGUCCAGUCAUGUUUGAUUAUCCAGAAGAAACUGAUAAGAUGACAAACAGAGGGCACCAUCGCAUGGGACACCUCAGUAACCAAGAAUCUGAUUCAAGAAAG